Molecule: messenger RNA, 3074 nt
Organism: Melanaphis sacchari
Lineage: Eukaryota; Metazoa; Arthropoda; Insecta; Hemiptera; Aphididae
Exons: 18
Coding region: 75-3074 (999 amino acids)
Biological process (GO): positive regulation of DNA-templated transcription
Source: RefSeq, a predicted model, not a curated record
AAGAUCACUCGUCGGUGAAUACAAAACGCCGCCGUGCAUCAUCUUUUUGUCUGCAUAUUCAUUUAAAGUUUUAAAUGUCAAUCAUCAUGAUUGAACAAAAUAUCCAACGCAGUACUUUAAAUGAUGAACAUUUUCAAUUUAAUUCAACGUCUGUCGUUAAGGUUUCAACAGUUCGAAAACCCAAUUUUAUUCGUCAUAAGGUUAACACUAAUCUUAAUUUGAAACCACAACUUUUUUUAAGUAACGAAGCUGAAUCAUACGGUGUGCACUACUCGUCUGGUGAUAAUCAUAGUUUUUCUAGUUUUCAAAUGGCUAGUAUGUUCCUCGAAUACAUUGGCAAAGUGGACAUCAUAUCAAAUGCAGAAAAUAUUAAGAAUCUGUGCAAAGUACCAUACAAUAAGAAAUCUGUUAGCAUUAUGGUACAUAGAUUUGAUAAGACAUUAUUAUUUGAUGAAUUCGAUAUUGAAAAAUAUUUGACUCAAAAUACAUCUGAGGAAUGGACCUGGUUAAAAAAAUUCUUUUAUAACAACAUUGUAAAAUCUUCUGAUACUACUAAGGUGGAAUGUAUCACUUUAAAAAAAAAUAAUUUUAAAAGAGUUGAACAUAAAAAUUUGGUAUCAAAAUUUUUGCACCAUUCCAUUGGAUUAGAGCUCCAUAAUGAUCAAAUAAAAAAUGUUUGUAAUGAAAUUAUUCCAUUAGGUUCUCCUUCACUAAAACAACCUACACCAGAAGAAGUAUUUCCAGAUUUUCCUAAAGUACAUCGAUUAUUUAACCGAAACGUUUUAUGGGAUUUUAAGGACUUGCAAAUAUUAAUUGGUACAGACUUACCAAUUUUCAGAAAUGACAAUAAUUCAUCUUUAAGCGCAAAACUGAGAGACAUGUCAAAACCUCUAAGCAUGUUAACUGGAAUUGAUUAUUGGCUAGAAAACUUGAUGAACGAUAUUCCUGAAAUUGAAUUUUGCUAUCAUAUUAAUGGUAUUGUUCAAAAAUAUGAGCAGGUGAAGACAGAGGAUAUUCCAUAUUUGAAUGGUUCAACAUUUUCACCAAAUUUAAUUCAUGUUAAUAUGCAAAAAAUAAUAUCAUUUCUAAAGUCAAAUACUUGUAAUGUAGGACAUACCUAUUGGUUAUUUAAAGGAAAAGAUGAUGAUGAAGUAAAACUUUAUGAUUUGACAACAUUAUGUUCUGAAUCAUUAAUUGACAGCCCAAAUCCAUUUACAUUUCCUGUCACUACGUUGUUAUGCCGUGUUGCUUAUAAAUUAAUGCAUGACUUAGAAGACGUAAAUCAAUAUAAUGGCAUUACUAUAAUACCUUCACUUAAUAACAGUUUAAAAUUAUUAGAUAAAACUAAACACCCUCAAGUUGUUGCAACUGUCAAUUACAUGCUGUCAGAUAUCUACAUUAAACUUUAUAAUAAUUCAUUAUGCACUGUAAAGAAAGAUUUGACUAACUAUGCCAUUGCAUCCUAUGAUUUUCGCAAUGGGACUUAUUCUAUCGAUAUACAAAAUGAAGAUAUAACUUUUAAGACAGAAAAUAUAUUUCAAAUAUCUGAAUGUUCUAUAUCAUCACAUAGUUUAACAGUUUUAUACAGUUGUUUUUAUAAGGCAUUAGUUUUGAAUUAUCCACUUAAUGCUGAGGAUAGUUAUUUGUGUUAUUAUAAACUCAAGGAAAUGCUCUGUAUUAAAGCAUCUGAAGUAUAUUUGAAUUUAUGCAAAAAAUGUCGUAAAAACAAAAAUUUUGGAAUAGCACUAAAAUGUUGUCGCCGAAUAUUUGAAUGUCUAUUACAUAUUGAAAACAAUCAAGUUUUAAACAUUGUUUUAGAAUACAGUGGAGAUUGUUUUUUCUAUUUUAUUAACCAUUGGAAUGAUAUAGAACAGUACAUUAGUGAAUAUGAAACUGAUGAAAUGUAUGAUUUUGAAAUAAGAGAAAUGUUACUAAAAAAUUCUAAAGACUUUACUAACAAAGAUUUAAAUAGAAUACCAAUAAAAAUCAAAAAAUCAGUAGAGGACAUGUUAAAAACAGCAGAAUAUUUUUACACGCGUACAUUGGUAUUAGAGACAAAUACUGAAAAAAUAAUAUUACUGAAGAAACGAAUAGGUUCUGUUUACAAUGAACUUAAUAUAUUUUACCUGAAUGAAAUGAUAAGAGCCGUAAGAACUUGUACCACUGAAACUCUUAAAGUAAAGUUAAAAUGGCUAAAAAAAAAAUCAGAGUAUUUUUUUAAAUUGGGAAUUGAUAUAUUUAAAAAUCUUCAGGAUAUGAAUAAUUUUGUUCAAAUGCAUAGAAACUUAGCAGACAUAUACAAAAGCAUAGGUUAUUCAAAUUUUAAAAUUCCGCUCAAAGAAUUUACUAAAGAAAACAAUAUAUAUUUUAUGGUUAUAAACAUAUACACGAACCUUUUAUCAGAAUUGGAUAAUCGUAGUUCUAAUCCAAAUCUUUGGGAUACAGUUUACUAUGAAAAUUCUUCUGUUCUGUACUAUUUGUCAGCUCAAAACUAUGCAGCAUUUCAACGAAACAAUUCAAAAAGCCAACAAGAAUGUUUUGAUUUAUUCAAGAAAGCAUUGGAAUAUUGUGAUUUGGAAAAUGAUACACCCAAUAGAUUUGAAUAUGAGUUUCGAUCAGCAUAUAUUCACUAUGGCCUGGCAUCUUUGAUUUAUUUUAAUUUAGAAAAAAAUAUAUCCAUGAAAUCUCCAAAGGUCGAUUUUGGUUUAUCACAGAUCAGGUCUUACUAUAAUUUUGCAUUUGACACCUAUUUGAAAAUAAGGUGUCCAUUAGAUUGUCUUGGAGUACUUAAGGAAAUGAUAAUGCUUGAUAUGAAAUUUAUUGAUGGUACAUUGAAUGAUGAUGAACAUAUCAAGUCUAUUUUAAAAACAUUGAAAAAAUGUGAUACUGUAUUUCAAAUGUUAGAAGAAAAGAACUCAACGGAAUGUUUACCCAGUAAAUACAUAAUUAAAGUGUUGUAUAAUAUUGAAGAUGAACAGAUUAAAUUAAAUUUAAUAAAUUCUCUAAAUAAAACUAUUUGUAAACUUUUGAUGAGUAGUAUGAUCAAGUUGGCCAAGAAAAAAGAGCUUAAGUAA